Molecule: messenger RNA, 4154 nt
Organism: Apus apus (common swift)
Lineage: Eukaryota; Metazoa; Chordata; Aves; Apodiformes; Apodidae
Gene: STRN3
Product: striatin 3
Exons: 18
Coding region: 190-2628 (812 amino acids)
Cellular component (GO): dendrite
Molecular function (GO): protein phosphatase 2A binding; calmodulin binding; protein-containing complex binding
Source: RefSeq, a predicted model, not a curated record
CGGCGGCUGUAAUGGCGGCUGGCGGCGGCGCGGCGCGGCCCUGACACCCGGAUACUGCUCGGCGCAGCACCCCCGCCCCGCGCCCGGCCCGCCCCCCUCCUCCCCGCCCCAGCCAGCUCCGCUCACCCCCUCCCUGGCCCCUGCUCCAGGCCCCCGCCGCGGGACGAGGAGGAGGGCUCCCCGCAGACAAUGGACGAACACCCCGGAGCCGGAGGAGGCGGUGGGAUGGCGGCCGCCCCGAGACCGCAGCAGCCGCCGCCGCAGGCGGGUGGGAACAUGAACCUGCAGUCUGGUGGGGGCUGUGUGGGAGUCGGAGGAGGAGGAGGAGGGCAGCAGCAGCAGCCCCAGGGCCCUGCGGCCCCGGCCGGUCAAGAGGCGGCGGGCCCCGCCGAGCUGUCCCGACCCCAGCACUACACCAUCCCGGGCAUCCUGCACUACAUCCAGCACGAGUGGGCUCGCUUCGAGAUGGAGAGAGCGCACUGGGAGGUGGAGCGGGCCGAGCUUCAGGCUCGGAUAGCGUUUUUACAAGGGGAAAGAAAGGGUCAAGAAAAUUUGAAGAAAGAUUUAGUAAGAAGAAUAAAAAUGUUAGAAUAUGCAUUAAAACAAGAAAGGGCAAAAUAUCAUAAAUUAAAAUAUGGCACAGAAUUGAACCAAGGUGACUUGAAAAUGCCAACUUUUGAAUCAGAAGAAACCAAAGAUAUGGAGGUUCCUGCAGUACCUCAGAAUAGCCAAUUGACCUGGAAGCAAGGCAGACAGUUACUAAGACAGUAUCUUCAGGAAGUAGGUUACACAGAUACAAUAUUGGAUGUACGUUCCCAGCGGGUAAGGUCUUUACUUGGGCUCUCCAAUUCAGAACCAAAUGGUUCAGUAGAGACAAAGAACUUAGAACAGAUCCUCAAUGGGGGUGAAUCUCCUUCAUCAAAGCAAAAGGGACAGGAAAUCAAACGGAAUUCUGGUGAUGUUCUUGAAACAUUUAACUUCUUAGAAAAUGCAGAUGAUAGUGAUGAAGAAGAAGAGAGUGACAUGAUAGAAGAUAUUGCAGAAGGAAAAGAAAAGCACCGGAUAAAUAAGAAACACAAAAUUGGUAAUGAAGGUUUAGCUGCUGACCUUACAGAUGACCCUGAUACUGAAGAAGCUUUGAAAGAAUUUGAUUUUUUAGUGACAGCUGAAGAUGGUGAGGGAGCUGGAGAAGCUCGCAGUUCAGGAGAUGGAACAGAGUGGGACAAAGAUGACCUGUCCCCAACUGCUGAGGUUUGGGAUGUAGACCAGGGACUUAUAAGUAAACUGAAGGAACAGUACAAGAAGGAACGAAAAGGGAAGAAAGGGGUAAAGAGAGUCAACAGGACAAAACUUCACGACAUGAUAGCUGAUCUGGGCGAUGAUGAGAUACCCCACAUCCCUUCAGGAAUCAUUAAUCAAUCUAGGUCACCCUCUUCUAGAAUGACUGAUCAUGAAGGUGCAAGAGCAGAGGAAGCUGAGCCAAUAACAUUUCCACCUGGAGGAGGCAAGUCAUUUAUCAUGGGUUCUGAUGAUGUGUUAUUAAGUGUACUGGGCCUUGGAGACCUUGCAGACUUGACAGUAACAAAUGAUGCAGACUAUAGUUAUGAUCUGCCAGCUAAUAAAGAUGCCUUCCGAAAGACAUGGAACCCUAAGUAUACGCUACGUAGUCAUUUUGAUGGAGUGCGGGCAUUAGCUUUUCAUCCUGUAGAGCCUGUGCUGGUUACAGCCUCUGAGGAUCAUACUCUAAAACUUUGGAAUUUGCAGAAAACGGUUCCUGCCAAAAAGAGUGCCUCUUUAGAUGUAGAACCCAUCUACACAUUUAGGGCCCACAUUGGACCUGUAUUGUCACUGGCAAUUAGUUCCAAUGGAGAACAGUGUUUCAGUGGUGGUAUUGAUGCAACCAUCCAGUGGUGGAACAUGCCUAGCCCUAAUGUGGAUCCGUAUGAUACCUAUGAGCCAAACGUUCUAGCUGGCACAUUAGUUGCUCACACAGAUGCAGUCUGGGGUCUUGCUUACAGCGGUGUAAAAAAUCACUUACUAUCUUGUUCAGCAGAUGGCACUAUUAGAUUGUGGAACCCACCAGAAAAAAUAUCCUGUAUUUGCACUUACAAUGGAGAGAAAGAGCAUGGAAUACCUACAUCAGUUGACUUUAUAGGUUGUGACCCCGCUCACAUGGUGGCAUCUUUUAACACUGGCAGCACAGUCAUCUAUGAUUUGGAAACAUCCCAGUCAGUGGUAAUGCUUUCAUCACAAAUAGAAUCUGGUGUACAAUCAAAUAAUCAUAUUAACAAGGUAGUAAGUCAUCCCACACUUCCUGUAACUAUUACAGCACAUGAAGAUAGACACAUCAAAUUUUUUGACAACAAAACGGGUAAAAUGAUCCAUUCUAUGGUUGCUCACUUGGAUGCUGUUACAAGUCUAGCUGUAGAUCCUAAUGGAAUCUAUUUAAUGUCUGGAAGCCAUGAUUGUUCCAUUAGGUUAUGGAACUUGGACAGCAAGACAUGUGUGCAAGAAAUAACAGCUCAUAGGAAAAAGCUGGAUGAAUCAAUUUAUGAUGUAGCAUUUCAUCCAUCAAAAGCAUACAUUGCCAGUGCAGGAGCCGAUGCGCUUGCCAAAGUGUUUGUGUGACACAGCAGAACAAGCCUGCGUCAUAACAGCAGGUCUGUUGGGACAAAAAAGAGGGAAUGCGUCACUGCCAUCAAUGAUAAGGUUACCGAUAAGACACUACAUCUGAUCUGCCUGGGUGAAGGCUCUUAUGUGGGGCAGGUAUAAGUUGGUGAAAAGUCACCACAUCUUGAACAAUGUCAGGCUCAUUCAUUUAACUGUAAUUACUGUAUUUGGGGGGUGGGGAGAAAUACAAAAAAGAAAACCAGUAUUUGUAGCCUUGACUGGAUAUGAACUGAGCGUACGUCUGUUCUUUAGGUGUCUUUAAGCAAACGUGGAGUCUGAUCUUACAAAAGACUUUUAUUUUGGACUCUGUGUGCUGCCUUAGGGUUAGGAAUGUGGUGCUCUUGUGGGGGGAAGUGAGCUCCAAGAGUAGCUUUCUUUUCAUCUCUUAGUAAUCUUCUGUUUAUCAGUUGAAUGCCACAGAUUCCCCUUUUAAACUUUUAUUUUGCUUUAAAAGAAAAGGAAAUUUAACUUAAAAUAUUUUAGCAUUAGUUGCACAAAAUGUUUGGAUAAAAUUCUAGUUUUUAUAAGUCUUUUUAUAUAUUUAGCCUGUCACAACAGUGCUCAAGAUUGUAUUGAUAAUGUUUUUCUGCAUUAUAGAACCCUAAAACACAGAGAUCUCACUGACCCGCUGCCGUGUAACCACACUCUUCCCUUCUUUUGCCUAAUACAGCUCAGCUAAGUCCUUGCAUAAGGAUGCUAAUUCAUCAUCAUCGCAUAACUGUCUUCAUAAAUAAAGGACUGUAAAAUGUGUUCAGAUGAAACACAGAGGGGUUAAUACCCCCAAAAUGAACUCUUAAAAAAAAAAUUAAUCUUGGCAUCCUAUCACUAUGUGAUAUUUUGUACAUCUUACUGUAUUUACGAGUUUAUUUAUCAAGGAUUACCCAUCUUGCUAAUGGCCUAUUGUUAUUUAUUUCACUUUUUGUUGGUCUUUAUAUCCUUUUAUGUAGUGUGUUAAAGGGCCCUGUAUAUCUAUUAUGGCACUCUUUGAACAGUCUAAAAUAGAUGAGAAAAUGGGACAUUUGAUAAUUCUAAAGUUGCAAACCAAGAAUUUCUUUUUCCUCUGGUUGAGUACCUGGAGUGGAGUUGAUUCCAAAAACCAAUCUUGUUUCAGAACUUUUGGAGUGAAAAAUAUUUUUAUUUGCGUUUCAAAUAGAGUACAAAAGUAGUUGAUUCAAGAUUCAUAAAUCUGCUGUGUUUUGACUAGUUAUUCCCUGCUUUUAUUUUAUUUUCAGAUGUGCUUCAGUUUAUGGUGUAACUAAAGAUUUUGUUUGUGUAAUGCAUGAUUAAUACAAUAAAGUAUUUUUUCUAGUCUUCCACAAAACUUUUCUGAUCAGUUUGCGAGUUUUGAUGAGUUUUGUAAGGUUUCUGUUUUACAAACUAUGAAUCAGCAAAUUUUUAAGAUUGUACCACAUAGCAAAAGUACAGCUGUUGAAAAAUAACUGUAUAUAAAAUGCAUAUAAUAAAUAUUAAAUGGUGUACCUGUA